AUGGCCAAUAGAAGAGAUCCACCUGUCGAUGCAGACAAUUUUGUCGAAGCCUUCGCAAGAAGGAUGGAGGCAAACCAAGUCGGUGGAAGGCUAGGACGGCUAGUAACAUAUAUAAAGAGUAUAGGGGCAACGAAAUUUACUGGAGGGAAACCUCACGAGGCUGAAGAAUGGAUUUACAAUCUGGAAAUCCACUUUGAAAUGAUGGACUGUACCCAAGUAGAGUUACGAAGAGUGGCUACUUGUCUUUUAGAAGGAGAUGCUCGUUUCUGGUGGGACACGGUCAAACGUGUCACACUCCCUGCAGCAAUGGAACUCAUGGAAUGGGCUGUCUUCAAAGAGAAAUUUCUGGAAAAAUAUUUUCCACAAGUUGAGAGAGACAAGAAAGAAUUAGAGUUUAUUCAACUUACCCAAGGAAAGAUGACUGUGAUUGAGUACGAGACCAAGUUCACUAAACUUUCUCGUUUUGCUCCACACAUGGUAGAUACCGACGAUAAAAAGGCAAGACGAUUCAUUGGAGGACUGAAUUCCAAUAUUCGAAGAAUGGUCACUCAACGUGGAAUCACGUACGAGGAAGCUGUGGACAAAGCCCUAACUCAAGAGGAAGAAAAUCAAAAAUAUCGCAUGGAGAAGGAGCGAGAGAAUGGCUUCCGAGGAAAGAGAAGUCAUCCAAUGUCUAACCAGAAAAGCGGACAACCAUGGAAGCAGCAAAAAGGGAGGGACUCAUUUCAGAAGCCGACAUCAUCAACUGAAAAAGGAAAGGAGGUAGCAACAGGCCCAAUUCGGUGUUUCAACUGUGGAGAAAAGGGGCAUAUAUCUAAUACUUGUCCAAAGCCACGUCGCCUUCCAGGAUCUUGUUACAAUUGUGGCAAGAUGGGACAUUUCUCAAAUCAGUGCGAUGCACCAAGGCAAAAAAAUAACCCACCACCUCGUCCUGUCCAGCUAAAUGCCAUAGCUCGUGAGAACAUCGUGAUGGAAGGUACGCUAAUAGCAUAUAGUACUCAUGCUCAUAUACUAUUUGAUACUGGCGCAUCCGAUUCGCUUAUGUCUGCUGCAUUUGUCACAACUUUGGAAUUGACACCAACUGAGCAUGAUGAAAUUUUAACAGUCUCAACACCAUUAGAAAAAUCUACCACUUUAACCAAAGUAUGCAAAUCAUGUCCUAUACAUGUUCUAGAUACAGAAUUUCCCAUGGACCUCAUAGUCAUAAAUUUGAGGCGAUUUGACAUAAUUCUAGGAUUUGAUUGGUUAAGCAAAUAUCAUGCCUUUAUAGGCUGUCGUGAGAAAACCAUCACCUUCACUAUUCCUGGCCAACCCAUUCGAAAGAUUCAGUGUGACUCGCCCAAAAAAAAAUUCAUACCUUCCAAAAUUCUUGCCAAUGUCGAAUUAAAGAGUUCAAAACCUUUAAUAGACCAAAUCUCUAUGGUAAACUCAUUUAAAGACGUUUUCCAAGAAAUCACUCAUUUACCUCCAAGCCGAGAUAUUGAAUUCAGCAUUGACCUUAUACCUGAAGCCAGACCAAUUUCUGUUACUCCCUAUAGAAUGGCACCAAAAGAAUUAAAGGAGUUGCAAACGCAAAUCAAAGGAUUGCUCGAUAUGGGAUUUAUCCGGCCUAGUGCUUCUAGUUGGGGAGCACCUGUUUUGUUCGUGAAGAAGAAAGAUGGAUCUCUCCGACUAUGCAUCGACUAUUGGCAACUAAACAAGGUGACUAUCAAAAAUAAGUAUCCAUUGCCACGAAUCGAUGAUUUGUUUGAUCAACUACGAGGAGCUCGAAUAUUUUCAAAGAUCGACUUGCGCUCUGGGUACCAUCAACUUCUGGUCAAGGAGGAUGAUAUCCAUAAAACCGCCUUUAACACACGGUAUGGACAUUAUGAGUGGUUGGUGAUGUCCUUUGGAUUAGCCAAUGCACCAGCCAUAUUCAUGGAUUUGAUGAACCGAGUGUUCAGUCCAUUUCUGGAUAAAUUCAUUUUCGUCUUCAUUGAUGAUAUUUUGAUUUAUUCUAAAAAUGAAGCGGAUCAUACACAACACUUGGAGACUACCUUACAAGUGCUUAGGGAACUAGAAUCAGAAAUGAGAAAGAAACAUCCGCAAUUGUUCAUAGAACAAGGUACGUAA
Messenger RNA from Rosa rugosa (rugosa rose), 2112 nucleotides. RefSeq lists its product as uncharacterized. Gene Ontology annotation, biological process: proteolysis. NCBI's taxonomy places the organism in Eukaryota, Viridiplantae, Streptophyta, Magnoliopsida, Rosales, Rosaceae. Gene Ontology annotation, molecular function: aspartic-type endopeptidase activity; zinc ion binding; nucleic acid binding. Bases 1 to 2112 code for a protein of 703 amino acids. The record is from RefSeq and is a predicted model, not a curated record. The transcript has a single exon.